AUGAGUUUAAAUGCUAAGAGAACGCACUCUGAGCUUAGUGACUCUGAGUGCAAUGGCCGCACUAAACUACAAGCCGCCAACGGAGGGCACUUCGAUUCCUCUGAUGAGGAAGUUUCGUUUGUAGAGGAAGAAAUCGUUGAGGAGCCAAUCAACAAUGCCCAGUGGCAAACCACCAUAUCCAAGGUUGUGAGCUCUGUGGUGUCCAUACAUUUUUCGCAGGUGGCUCCGUUCGACUGCGACUCGGCCUUGGUUUCCGAAGCUACUGGGUUUGUUGUGGACUCUGAACUAGGCAUAAUUCUCACCAACAGGCAUGUUGUUGGUGCUGGUCCAUUUGUCGGUUAUGCCGUCUUUGACAACCACGAAGAAUGUGACGUCAUUCCCAUUUACAGAGACCCAGUUCAUGACUUCGGCUUUUUGAAGUUUGACCCAAAAAAUAUCAAAUAUAUGCAAGUUUGCGCACUUGAGCUUAAGCCCUCGCUCGCGAAAGUCGGAUCUGAGAUCAGGGUCAUUGGUAAUGACGCAGGCGAAAAGCUUAGUAUUUUGGCAGGAUUUAUCAGCAGAAUUGACAGGAACGCCCCAGAUUAUGGUGAACUAACAUACAAUGACUUCAACACAGAAUACAUCCAGGCCGCGGCAUCAGCUUCAGGAGGGUCGUCUGGUUCACCGGUCGUUAACAUUGAUGGACAUGCGGUUGCCCUUCAAGCCGGUGGUUCGACAGAAGCUUCAACAGACUUUUUUUUACCUGUAAACAGAAUCCUGAGGGCACUUAACUGCAUCAGAGCCAAAAAAGCCGUUACCAGAGGCACUAUUCAGACUCAGUGGAUUUUAAGGCCCUAUGAUGAAUGUCGAAGACUAGGACUAACACCGGAUCGUGAAGCGGAUGCGCGCAAACAGUUCCCAGAUCGCAUCGGCUUGCUAGUGGCUGAAACAGUGCUACGAGAAGGUCCGGGUGACAAUAAGAUCAAAGAAGGAGAUACGCUUAUUUCCAUCAAUGGUGAGUUGAUAGCUUCUUUCAUACAAGUUGACGAUAUAUUGGAUAGAAGUGUAGGGCAAACGAUUGAGCUGCUGAUCCAACGUGGGGGCAAAGACAUUAAGGUGAGUUGCGAAGUUGGUGACCUACACGCCAUAACGCCAUCUUCCUAUUUAGAGGUUUGCGGUGCCACUUUCAAUGAACUUUCUUACCAGAUGGCCAGGUUUUAUGCCAUCCCUGUUCGUGGUGUGUUCUUGAGUAGCGCGUCAGGCUCUUUCAAUUUCGACUCAAAGGAGAAAGUUGGCUGGAUCGUUGACGCUAUUGACAACCAAGAAACUCCAACGUUAGAAACUUUUAUUGAAGUAAUGAAGAAAGUGCCCGACCGGAAGCGUGUAACGGUGAGGUAUCACCAUUUAACGGACCAACACUCUCCCCAUGUUGCCAGUGUUUACAUCGACCGCCAUUGGUGUAGUGAAUUCAGAAUUUAUGAAAGAAAUGACACGACGGGUAUUUGGGACUACAAAAACGUUGCCGACCCUUUGCCUCCUCUUCCCGAAGUUUCUCACGAGGCCAAAUUCAUUGACCUUUCGAUAGACAAUAAACAAUUAGCCAAGCUCUCCAGAAGUCUUGUGAUGGUUAGUUCGAUUUCCCCUAUACCUCUUGAUUCACUCUCAGCAGAGCCUCGAAAAGCAUCAGGACUUGUUGUCGAUGCUAACCAAGGAUAUGUUGUUGUCUCGCGCCGUGUUAUACCUCACGACUGCCUGGACGUGUUCGUCACAAUUGCAGACUCGGUGAUCCUUCCUGCUGAGGUAACAUUCCUACAUCCUACUCAGAACUACGCUGUUGUAAAGUAUGACCCUGCUUUAGUUUUAGCUCCUGUUGAAACUCCAAAGCUGUCUUUUGCCAGAAUGAAGAGGGGCGACAAGGCUCACUUUAUUGGAUACACCCAUAACAACAGGCUUGUGUCCUCUGAUACAAAGGUGACGGACAUUUCUUCUUUGAGUGUGCCAAGCAACUUAAUCCCUAGGUACAGAGCCACGAAUUUAGAAGCCAUUGGUAUCGACUGCAACGUAAGCUCGAGAUGCAACUCUGGAAUUUUAGCAGAUGAUGAUGGGACGGUAAGGGCGUUAUGGUUAUCAUUCCUUGGUGAGAUUCAGGACGGGAAAGAAAAGGUAUACUUGAUGGGCCUGGAUAUGGCGGAUUUGAAGUCUGUAAUCGAUUUACUGAAAGAGGGCAAGAAACCUAGAAUCAAUAUCGUCGAUGCAGGGUUCGGCUCAAUUUCUGUUGCACAAGCCAGAAUCCGCGGAGUCCCUGAAGAGUGGAUUUCUAAAAUGGAGCAAGAGUCUGAAAACAGACUUCAGUUCAUGAAUGUUACAAGAGUGUCCUUCACUAACGAGAAAGACAAGUUGUAUCCUGGCGACGUAAUUUUGUGUGUUGGAGGAAAACUUGUUAAAGAAAUGAGGGACCUGGAUGGAAUCGUAACCUCGGGUGAAGGAGCUAACGAAGAGCAAGUGCUUGAGUUUAAGCUCGUGAGAAAUGGGAAGAUCGUGGAUCUCUCCGUGAAAACUCGUGAAAUCAAUGAGACGUCGCACUUCGCAAUUUUUGCUGGCUGCAUUUUGCAGGCACCACAUCACGCGGUCUUGCAAGCUAUGAUGGAUAUUCCUAGCAGUGUUUAUUGCACUUUCAGAGGACAAUCAUCACCUGCAACACAGUACGGCAUAGCAGCCACUAAUUUUAUCACCCACAUCAACGAAAUUGAGACGCCUGACCUCGACACUUUUGUGAAGGUUGUGAAAACCAUUCCAGACAACACAUACUGCAAAAUUCGACUGGUAACGUUUGACAACGUCCCGUUUGCAAUUUCUCUGAAAACCAACUAUCACUACUUCCCUACUGCUGAGCUGAAGAAAGAUCCAUCUUCCGGCAAAUGGAUUGAAAACGAACUCAACAAGACAGAUGCGCGUUCGGAUUAA
Molecule: messenger RNA, 2943 nt
Organism: Lachancea thermotolerans CBS 6340
Lineage: Eukaryota; Fungi; Ascomycota; Saccharomycetes; Saccharomycetales; Saccharomycetaceae
Gene: NMA111
Product: Nma111p
Exons: 1
Coding region: 1-2943 (980 amino acids)
Biological process (GO): proteolysis
Molecular function (GO): protein binding; serine-type endopeptidase activity
Source: RefSeq, a predicted model, not a curated record